Molecule: messenger RNA, 1848 nt
Organism: Aegilops tauschii subsp. strangulata
Lineage: Eukaryota; Viridiplantae; Streptophyta; Magnoliopsida; Poales; Poaceae
Product: probable glycosyltransferase 2
Biological process (GO): xyloglucan biosynthetic process
Cellular component (GO): trans-Golgi network; endosome; membrane
Molecular function (GO): hexosyltransferase activity
Source: RefSeq, a predicted model, not a curated record
ACCUCUUCCAAAUCCCCACCCCGCCCCACUUUUCCCCACUCCACCCAGCGUCCGGAUCCCAUCUCACCUAGCGGCGCUCAUGUGACGCUCCGGCUCGCGCUCUCGCUCACGCUCUGCAACCCACCCGUCGACGCGGCUGUUCCAACUGGAGCUUGGGCGUAUCUAAUUAAGCCACCGGGUUGGAAUCGGGGGCGAUGGGGCAGGAGGGGAUGGGCUACAGCAGCGGCAAGGCCGGCGGCGGUGGGGGAGGGGCCCUGCCGAUGACGGCGGCGCGGGCGCGUGGGGCGUCGCCGCUCAGCACCCACCAUCGGUCGCGGAAGAUCAGCCGCACCUUCAACAACGUCAAGAUCACCGUGCUUUGCGGCCUCGUCACCAUCCUCGUCCUCCGGGGUACCAUUGGGCUCAACCUCUCCCUUCCGUCCCAACCCUCCGACGCCGAUGCCCUCGCAGGCGCCAAGGCCGUUGAGGACAUCGACCGCAUCCUCCGCGAGAUCCGCUCCGACUCCGACCCCUCCGACCCCACCGACAGCGACCUCGACUCCUCCAGCGUCCUUUCCAACGCCACCGCACUCAACUCCUCGGAAGCCGCCGCCGCCUAUGCCGCCGCCGUGGGCAACUACGCGCUCGGUCCCAACGUCUCUGGCUGGGACGAGCAGCGCCGACGGUGGCUCGCGCAGAACAAGGGCUUCCCAGCCACUGUCCCCGGCGGCAAGCCCAGGAUCCUGCUUGUCACGGGGUCGCAACCAGGCCCUUGUGACAACCCGCUUGGCGACCACUACCUGCUCAAGAGCACCAAAAACAAGAUCGACUACUGCCGCUUCCACGACAUCGAGAUCGUUCACAACCUUGCGCACCUCGACAACGAGCUCGCUGGUUACUGGGCCAAGCUGCCGCUGCUCCGCCGACUUAUGCUCUCCCACCCGGAGGUCGAGUGGAUCUGGUGGAUGGACAGUGACGCCCUAUUCACCGACAUGGCCUUUGAGCUGCCUCUCUCGCGCUAUGACAACCAUAACCUCAUCAUUCACGGUUAUCAUGAUCUCCUCUUUGAGAAGCAUUCUUGGAUCGCGCUCAACACCGGCAGCUUCCUCUUCCGGAACUGCCAGUGGUCACUCGAUCUUCUCGCUGCGUGGGCUCCUAUGGGGCCCAAGGGCUUCAUCCGCGAGGAAGCCGGGAAGAUACUCACCGCAUACCUGAAGGGCCGUCCAGCAUUCGAGGCUGACGACCAGUCUGCGUUGAUAUACCUCUUGCUCUCGCAGAAGGAGAAGUGGAUGGACAAGGUGUAUAUAGAGAAUUCAUACUACUUGCACGGUUUCUGGGCUGGGCUGGUGGACAAGUACGAGGAGAUGAUGGAGAACCACCAUCCAGGGCUUGGGGAUGAGCGGUGGCCAUUUGUGACACACUUUGUCGGGUGCAAGCCAUGCGGAAGCUAUGGUGAUUACCCAGUAGACCGGUGUCUCAAGAGUAUGGAGCGGGCAUUUAAUUUUGCCGAUAACCAGGUGCUGCACCUGUAUGGUUUCGCACACAAGGGGCUGGAAAGCCCUAAGAUCAAAAGGAUCAGGAGUCAGACCACAAAGCCUAUUAAUGACAAGGAGAACCUUGAUGUGAAGGCCAAGAUGUCGACCACUUCUUGAAGCUACUGAAGAUAAGGCAAUAGCAUAGGCUCUCUUCAAGGUCAGCAUUUUGUCACUUGGUUGUUGUUUUAGUUUCUACUAUUUUUUUGCUUUUUUGCUUAUGGAUUUUUUUUUCUUGUUAUGUGUAACAGUUAGAGAUUGCACAUGUUAUGUUUAUCAUGAACUUAAAUGUGGUAGGAGCUCAAAUCAGAUGGAAAUAUCUCAGUUUUGUACUCAA